CCGCCCGCUCCCGCAAACACGCGCUCCCCACCGGCUGCCUGGCUGCUUUAAUGUAUUUGACAUUGACAGUAGCCUAUCUGGGGAGUUAACACCCCACCAUUCCCCCGGCAAGUCAUCCGAACAACAACACUUCACACGGGCAGUUCUGCAGGGUUUUUUUUGGAGUUGCUGUAACUGUCGGUGAAGAGAGUGAAGAACAACAACAGACUGGUUUACUCUCAGUUUAGCUCAAUGAUCUUUUUUUUUUUUUUUUGCGUUAUGGAUCGGGGCAAGAUGUUUGUGCUGAGAAGAUCAAGAUGUCCUUUUGCAUGGGUCUAAUGCUGUUCCACCACACAACUCUCCACUAAGCAUCUCUACCUGCCACAAACCAGCCAUGAAGUUGGCUUUGCACAGGAUAGCAGGCACCACGAUGAGCGCGUUAACAACAGGUGUCCAGUAUCUUGGCUCCAACGACGCCAGCUACGACGGCCCCUCAGUUGACUCAACUCUAAUCAAGAACAGAUUUCCCUUUGAGAAGCCUCACUCUGCUUCGGUUAGUAACUCUAGACUCAUCCUGGGAAAUAAAGAGGUCCUGUACAGCAGCCUCUCUCCCAUUUUCCCCACCAAUGUAUCAGACUUUCUGCUGAGCAAUGGCACAUCUGUGGAGAGUGGAGGGGCGACUCAGUGUAGGGACAACUUUGCGGACAACAUGGAGUGUUUUAUGAUCCUCACUCCAGGUCAGCAGCUCGCCAUCGCCAUCUUGGCACUCACCCUGGGUACAUUCACGGUGCUGGAGAACCUCAUGGUGCUGUGUGUGAUUCUACACUCCCAGACGCUUCGAUCGCGGCCUUCCUACCACUUCAUAGGCAGCCUGGCUGUGGCUGAUCUGAUAGGCAGCAUAAUUUUUGUGUACAGCUUCCUGGAUUUCCAUGUCCUCCACAGGAAGGACAGCCCCAAUGUUUUCCUCUUCAAGUUGGCCGGGGUCAUCGCCUCCUUCACCGCCUCUGUUGGCAGCCUGUUUCUCACUGCGAUCGACCGCUACAUUUCCAUCCACAGGCCCUUGGCGUACAAACGCAUCGUCACAAAGACUAAAGCAGUCAUUGCUUUCAGCGUGAUGUGGACCUUCUCUAUCGCCUUCUCGCUGCUGCCGCUGCUGGGGUGGAAUUGCAAGCGUCUCAACUCUGUCUGCUCAGACAUUUUCCCUCUAAUUGACGAGAAGUACCUGAUGUUCUGGAUUGGGAUGACAAGCAUCUUGGUCCUGUUCAUCAUCUACGCCUACAUGUUCAUUCUCUGGAAGUCCCACCACCAUGCUGUCCGCAUGUUGAGCCGCAGCUCCCAGAGGAGUGUGAUUGUCUACACUGCAGAGGGGACUAAAGUGCAGACAGUGAGGCCCGAGCAGGCCCGGAUGGACCUCCGUCUGGCUAAAACCCUGGUUCUGAUUCUGGUUGCCCUAAUUAUCUGCUGGGGCCCACUUCUGGCCAUUAUGGUUUAUGACCUCUUUGGGAAGGUGAACGACUUCAUCUUGACCGUGUUUGCCUUUUGCAGCAUGCUCUGCCUGCUCAACUCCACUGUGAACCCUGUGAUCUACGCCAUGCGGAGCAAGGACCUGCGCAGGGCCUUCCUCCACAUCUGCCAUAUGUGCCGGGGAGCGACGCAGCCUCUGGACAACAGCGCAGAGAGUGACUGGAACAGCCGGAGUGUGAGAGGAACAGCGGGCAGGGCGGUGAAAGAUGGAGCCGGCUGUGGAAAGACACGAUUAAAAGUAGCCCAGGUUAUCAUUUCUGGAGUGACAGACACAUCUACUGCACAGCCGGUCUAAGAGACAAGCUGCUCUGGUACAACUGUGAAGUAAAGAUAUUGUAGAAUAGCCCCGACCCUCCUAGUGCACUAUUGCUGUGAAAUGUGCCAAAAAAUGAAUUAGAUACAGAACUGAAAAACAAGUUUUGUUGCUUUAAAGCUGAAAACUGUAAUAUUUAUAAAUUAAUAUACCCAGCUGAAUGGUGGAGUGUGAUGAGACUCUAAAAACUGUGCAUUUUUGUAGAAGAACAUGCUCUUUUUGCUCUGUUAUUGAGAAAUGUUAUGUUGGGUUUGCACAUGUGUGACUGUAAAUAAUAUAUUUGCAUUUACAAGAACCAGUUGGCUCAAGGGCAAUUUUUCUCCAACUACUGUUAAAAACACUAUGCUGUGUCAUCUUUACCGUGGUUUCAAGGUGCAUAAAGUUACAGAUUUCAGCUUUAAUGUAUGACACUUACAUUUGUUCUUUCUGUUUUUUUUUUUUUUUUUACAUUACAUCAAUAUUGUGGCAGUAACGCAAGGUGAAACUGUGUCUAGCUUCAUGUAGAAUGUCAGUUUUGAAUGACAGCACACCGCUUGUAAGUAAAAUUAGCAGCCCAUGAGUAAUUUGAAAUCAGCCACUGAUGAUUUUGUAAAAUGAUGAUAUUGUGAAAUUUGGCAUAUUAAUGUUAUUUUACUUUAUUUAUUGCAUAUUUUUUAAACAUGUACUUUGCAAAGCAAAAUGGUGAGUCAUACUUUGGAAUAUGAACGGCUUUUUGAUUAAAUCAGAACUUUGGUCUGUAGUGAUUUGGUAAUGUUACAUAGCUGUUUAUGCUCAUGAAACAGUUACAGCAUUUUGUGAGAUGCUACACUUCUGUAUUUUUGUGAGGCACCCAUUGUGCCAUUGUGUCUCAUAACAGUGUGUAUGCAAGGACAUGAGUUCAAUAAAUAUAAGAAAUUUGGUUUUUGUAUUUUUAUCAUAAUUUUGUCAACAUACCAGGUAUAAUUUUUUUUCAA
Molecule: messenger RNA, 2769 nt
Organism: Micropterus salmoides (largemouth bass)
Lineage: Eukaryota; Metazoa; Chordata; Actinopteri; Centrarchiformes; Centrarchidae
Product: cannabinoid receptor type 1B-like
Exons: 2
Coding region: 374-1798 (474 amino acids)
Biological process (GO): G protein-coupled receptor signaling pathway
Cellular component (GO): membrane
Molecular function (GO): cannabinoid receptor activity
Source: RefSeq, a predicted model, not a curated record